GGAAGAGGGAAAAUGGUAAUAAAAAUAGUUAACUCGGUUGUCAUCAUCGUCGUCGUCGUCAUCAUCAUCAUCGUCCCCCACCUGUUGCGUGACGUCAACAGACGAACGAAUUCAACAGGCGGGGUGCGAAGCGUACGACGGGAGAAACCCCCCCUUCAAUCGAAUUACGUUGGCGGAAUAAAAAUGAAGACCUAGUUACAGUAAUGGUGCUUUGGUAAGAUAUAACGAGUUUUGGAAGCAUUUGGUGACCACGUGAAAGUCCUAGUUUUUGGAAAAUGAGGUUAUGGUAGCUGUAAAAUCAGCUUGGAGGACAAUGCCGCCAUCAGCGCUUUGCCUGGUGUUACCGUCGUUACACGUCGAUCUUUUCGUUCCCCUUUCUCAUCCGGCCGUCGGACAUCGGCCGACAAACAGAGUCUUCCAUUCGUCCAGGAAGCGCCAGGCAGUUACCACCCGGAGGCAGGAGAACAGGAGAGAGAGAGACACACAGCCGUGCUGAUGGCUGCGCGAGCAGCGGUACUUCCUCUACGUCACGUGAUCGUCUGAUUAGCCCGAGGGUGUGACGUCAACUAGCAGAACAGCAGACGUCUGUCGCCAUUCCGCUUCGUAUCGUUGUGUUGACUGCAGUGUAGGGAAGGAGUCGAGUAACGAUUGUGAGGUAAACGAUUUAGAUAAUGUUCGAACGAUGUACUCGGUUGUUUGGAAUAACGUUUAAGAGCCGCAUAAUAUUAUAUUGGUUUCGAUUGGAUUAGUUAAAAUCUGGUUGGUUGUUAGAUCGCAUAGGGGAGAUGUACGUGUCUGCACCAGCCAGCCAUCGUCACAGCCUGCGAGCACAAGAGACAGACGUGUGAUAGUUGAGCCGUAAAGGCAUCCAGUAUGGUGUUUGCGUGUUUUAUUUUCCAUCGUAUCUAGUCAAUAUGGAUCAGAAGAUUCAAGGAUAUACACCUCACCUGAAAAAAGUGCUGAAAAGCUAUCAGGCAGCAGCCACUACAAGCCUACAGGGCCCAAAUAGCUUCAUGGGUAUGUGGGAUGAGAAGAUGGUAUCAGGCAAUGCCGCCAAGACUGCGUGUUCGGAAAAAAAGGCAUCGACGACUAACAAAUGCAGCGAUUUCGAUACGUUCGUGGCACCACCGCCAUUUCCCAUUCAGCAACCUCCCAUAUUCACGCCACCCGAUCAAAGUCGGUGCGAACGCUCGGAAACAAGACUAGAAUCCGAGAUCAUAUCGUGUUUUGAGGUCGGAGGUGAAAAGCGUUUAUGCUUACCUCAAAUACUUAACACGGUACUGCGGGAAUUCAGCCUGCACCAGAUAAACGGGGUAUGCGACGAAUUGCAUAUAUUCUGUUCCAGAUGCAAUCCCGAACAGUUAGAGGUAUUGAAAGUCACCGGGAUUCUACCCCUUAGUGCCCCGAGUUGCGGACUCAUCACUAAAACUGAUGCGGAGAGACUGUGUUCCGCUCUUCUACAUAGCAAUCCACCCAAAUCCAACAUGAGAGCGGACGAUAAAUGCACGUUUCACAUAAAAGUGUACCAUCAGUGCUUCGGUAAAACUCAGGGAGUGUUCUGGCCCGAUUUAUACCUGGCGCCUAAUAUGCCUUGUAUCGAAUGCUCGGAGUGCAGGGGUCUUUUUGCACCCCAAACAUUUGUGUGUCACACUCACCACGCCAAGAAUCGCACUUGUCACUGGGGUUUCGAUUCCCUUAACUGGAAGUGUUAUUUGUUGCUAUCUAAGGAACACGAACACUCGAAACAAUACCGGCAACAACUGCAAGAAUUGAAAGCAAGGUUCGAACAUUGUCAGAAACUUAAAAGGAAACAGGUAAGUUGCAUUUUUUUUUCCCUCUUCUUUCAAACCUCUCUCUUUAUCUGAGGUGCCUUGAUUUAAUUUAUUACCAACGACCUUCAUGGUAUAAUCGAUGCACGGUGCGUAAGAGUUCUUCGCGUUUCUAACUACACCCCCCCUUUUAAUACUAUAUCACUCGUACGGGUCGUAGGGGUAAAGUUAAGAUCCCCGUAAACACAGGUGAGAGAGAAAACAGACGUGCCAGAUGUUACUGUCCUCGGGGUGUACCCGUCUGUCCUUGCCGCCUGGCGUAGAGGUAAAAUAAAUAAUCCAGUUGCAUUGUGGGAAUUUCUCGGCCUGUAAGGUGUUCCAGUUUCGACACACAAAAGCCUAACAGAGAGAGAAGGGAGGGGGGUGUUGGCCUUCGUCUACUACGUUGUCCAUCCUUUCGUUUUGCAAAUUGCGAAACUGCCUGUCUAUAUAACGUCACACAGCAUUUCGUGCCAUUGCUAGUGUCGUAAUAACGAAUAUUUCGUUUGCUCCAGUCUAAAUUUAGUGUCGCCAAGGCAAUUUUUUAUGCCACCCCAUCAAUUUUGCGAGAAUUUCUGAGGCUUCCAAAGGGAUAAGAAAAAAAAAUUAAGUUGGAAUUCAUCACUGUUUUUAUUAUAUUUUUUUUUAGCCUUCUCAGAAAGUCUCGUGUGUAUUUUAAGAUCGUGUUUGUAGGAACUUUCUCACCGCGUAUGUACGUUUUAAACCCCCCUCCUCCGUUUUUUGCAUCGUGGUAGACGAUGGGUCGUUUUUUUAACCAUAGAAAAUAUGGGUCUAAGAAGAAGCUCCACGAUUAAAAAUAAUCUGUUGAUUAUUGUAUGAAUAAGCUUUAAUAAUAAACAACUGUUUAAAAUAGCUCGAGGCUGUACACACACGAUGGGGUAAAGACUUUCUUAUCGGACCCCCUGACAAAUCUGGUGGUCAGAGUGCGUGAAUCCUUUGUGGUAUUUGUUCAACUGCCGGGUCAACUCUUUGUUUGGCACUCCCGCAAAGUCCAUUCGUUCACCUGUAGUUAACUCGAAAUACUCCAUCUUUGUAUAGAAUAUUCCAUACAAUAUGUAGUUUCGUGGGGGCAUUCCCUUGUUGUUUUUUUAAACCCUUAUCGUGAGGUCGAAGAUAGCAUUCUUUGGGACGUUUUCCGGGUUCGAAUAACGUUUAUCUAUUCAUAAAUCUAUACGAGAAAGUGUUCCGAAUCCUUAAAAAAAAAAAAAAAACAGUGGUUCCCCCCUCUCGAAGGCCAUCCGCUGUUUUGUCUGAGUGGCGGAAUGUGAUAUCGAUUCUUUUACAUCCCGGAAGCGAUUCGGUCACGUGAAUUGUUCGCGUUAUCACCUAAUGUGGCAAAAGAUAUAUAUGCCACGGGUGCCGGGGUCUUAUAUUACGUUCUCAGUGGCCAAAAUGGAUUCUGGGAUUGGGAAAAGUUCCCAGUGGGCCUCGUUCGUCAACUGUCACGCAUUCAGGUGUGGUGUGAAAGAGCAUACAAAAACCGCUUCCUCUUCUGUAUCUAUUGUGUUUGCAGCUGGGAAGGUGGGGCAUCUUUUCUACACAUUUUCUCUAGUAAAAAAAAUGCCCCCGGGCACGUAGAGUAAUGCCCAUUUUACGUUCGGAUACCCGAUCGAUUGGAUCCGCUACACGCGCAACUGCUUGGUAGUUCCGUUCGGUUUCCUUUCUUCCCCUUCUCCCCUCGGCAGAUUUUAUUUUUGGGGGGGAGUUCGGUGCCCAAUUCGAACGCCGCGGAUUUUCGGGAGGAUCGAGCAAAGGGAAAAGGGGAACGGGCCAAUUUAUUGAACUGCGAAAGGUUAGUGUGAUCGAAGCCAAGACAAACAAGUCUUGUUUACUUGGUCCGUUCGAUUGGCAGAUUGCCAGGCCACGCGUCCUUGAGUUCACUUCCUCCUUCCUCGUCGCGUACAGGAUGACGGUGAAUACACUGGCUUCGCUUGGUUGUUUGUCUUCGUUUGCUUACGUAACUGGAAUAUUUUGUCGGCUUUGCUUUGGUGACGAAAUCUUGCCCGAGGUUUAUUUCGUCUGAUCGGCCAUCUUGGUUUCUAUGCGGAAGGAUUUUCACGAAUUGCGACUCGAAGGGGGGGGGAGAUACCAGCCGGUGUUUUCCUGUCCCUCGGGGUCGACAAGUGCUAGUGUCUUGGGCGUUGUUUCCAUCAACUCUAUCGCAUGGCUUGACAUUGACAAAACGCCGGCUCUUGUCGCUCCGCCGAAUAACUCAAGGACGACGACGACGACGACAACGCCAUUAAUGUUAUUUUGUAAACUAACAAUUCUGCCCCCCCUCGUCUAUAGUUUGAUAACUUGCCUACACACGAACCUCGAAUCGUAGGCAAAAUGCUAUUGCAUCGUCAGGUGCAUUGAUGUAAGGGUUGAUAAUUGAUUUACCCUUGACACAGACGAAUCCAAUAGCGUGCCUUUUGCCCCCCCUCUUCAAACGUGAUGCGAAUGUAAUUAAAAAUAUAUAUAUAUGUACUCUUCUUCCUUGAAAACGCUUGUAUCUAUGUAGUAUUCUCGUAUAUACCAGGGCACAAGCCAAAUCUUAGGUCCUCACAUUUUUACAUAUAUAGAAUCAUUAUGUAGAAGAGAAGGGCUUAAGGCUACAACAUGUCUAAAUCCAAUCCUGAUAAGCCUUAUAUUUAAUUUAAAGCCUCAUAUUUUAAUAGGGCCUGAUAUACACACAAGCUAAACAAAUUGCAGCUUAGGUCUUUACAUAUUUGGUGGAAUGGAAAGGGCCUGUUAUAUGUUAUAGCUUAAGACCAUAAGUUUAAACUUUUAAUUUAUUACAAAAUAAGAAAUUUCAUGGAAUAAAUUCCUCGGCAGCUUAAUAAAUAACUUAUUAAAUAUUGUUUUUUUACUAUUUAACUGUUCAUAAAGAUAAAUGACAACUGAAUUAUAACAC
Molecule: messenger RNA, 4725 nt
Organism: Centruroides sculpturatus (bark scorpion)
Lineage: Eukaryota; Metazoa; Arthropoda; Arachnida; Scorpiones; Buthidae
Gene: Snoo
Product: ski oncogene-like
Exons: 1
Coding region: 915-1865 (316 amino acids)
Biological process (GO): negative regulation of BMP signaling pathway
Cellular component (GO): nucleus
Molecular function (GO): RNA polymerase II cis-regulatory region sequence-specific DNA binding; DNA-binding transcription factor activity, RNA polymerase II-specific; SMAD binding
Source: RefSeq, a predicted model, not a curated record